AUGACACUUCCCAGCUCUUCACCAAACACUUCAACCACCUCAGAAAAAGCCAAACCAAAACCCAAACCCAAGAAAGACCGUCACUCAAAGGUGAAUGGUCGGGACCGCCGUAUCCGGCUGCCGACGAUCUGUGCAGCUAGGAUCUUUCAGCUCACUUGGGAACUGGGUAACAGAACUGAUGGUGAAACCAUUGAGUGGCUUCUGCGCAUGGCUGAGCCUUCUAUCAUUGCAGCCACUGGCAAUGGCAUUGCUCCUGCCAACCCUUCUCCUCCUCCUGCUUCUUCUUCCAACUCAAGCUUUAUUAAUCCUUUAUCCUCCGGCCGGCUUCCAAUGGGUUGUUUGGGUUUUUCAGGUGGUGGUGUUAUAUUCCCAUGUGAGGCAAGAGUGGCUGUACCUGAAACACAAGGGAUUGUGGUGGAUAACAAUGAUCAGAGCAAGCAGGAACAAGCUUUUCCAGCCAUCAUUUGA
Messenger RNA from Manihot esculenta (cassava), 468 nucleotides. Its product is annotated as transcription factor TCP23. The coding region runs from base 1 to 468 and encodes 155 amino acids. The record is from RefSeq and is a predicted model, not a curated record. Lineage: Eukaryota; Viridiplantae; Streptophyta; Magnoliopsida; Malpighiales; Euphorbiaceae. The transcript has a single exon. Gene Ontology annotation, molecular function: sequence-specific DNA binding; DNA-binding transcription factor activity. Gene Ontology annotation, cellular component: nucleus.